Molecule: messenger RNA, 885 nt
Organism: Lathyrus oleraceus (garden pea)
Lineage: Eukaryota; Viridiplantae; Streptophyta; Magnoliopsida; Fabales; Fabaceae
Product: xyloglucan endotransglucosylase protein 1
Exons: 3
Coding region: 1-885 (294 amino acids)
Biological process (GO): cell wall biogenesis; xyloglucan metabolic process
Molecular function (GO): hydrolase activity, hydrolyzing O-glycosyl compounds; xyloglucan:xyloglucosyl transferase activity
Source: RefSeq, a predicted model, not a curated record
AUGGCUUUUUCAUAUGUUAAUAUUCCUUUUUUUCUCUUUCUUUGCGUAUGCUUAAACUUUAGCACAAUUGCAUUUGGGGGUAAUUUUAACACUGAUUUUAACAUUAUUUUUGGAGAUAAAAGGGCUAUCAUACAAAAUGGUGGCAAUAGUAUGACACUUGAAAUGGAUAAAUAUUCUGGCUCUGGCAUUGGAUCAAAGAAUGACUAUUUGUUUGGAAGGUUUGACAUGCAAAUUAAACUUGUGCCAGGAAACUCUGCAGGCACUGUCACUGCAUAUUAUCUAAGUUCUCAAGGACCACACCAUGAUGAGAUUGAUAUAGAAUUUUUGGGAAAUUUAUCGGGUGAUCCAUAUAUUCUCUCAACCAAUUUAUAUGCUCAUGGCAAUGGAGGUCAUGAGAUGCAAUACUAUCUUUGGUUUGAUCCCACACAAGACUUUCACACUUAUUCUAUUGAUUGGAAUCCUCAACGCAUAAUAAUAUUGGUGGAUAACAUUCCAAUAAGAGUGAUGCAUAAUAAACAAAACAUUGGUGUCGCGUUUCCAACGAGGCAACCAAUGAAAUUAUACACAACAUUAUGGAAUGGAGAUUCAUGGGCAACAAGAUGGGGACAAGUUAAGAUUGAUUGGUCAAAGGCUCCAUUCGUAGCAAGUUUUAGAAACUACAAUGCAAAUGCAUGCAUUCCAAGUUCAUCUAAUAAUUGCUAUGGUUUCAAUAGUGGAAAAAAUAAAGGUCUAAAUGGUGAAAUAAAGAUUAAGCUUAAAGAGAUUCAUGCAAAAUGGAAUGUUUAUGAUUAUUGUCGUGAUUUUAGACGCUAUGCUCAUGGUCUUCCUUAUGAAUGUCGUAAGACAAAUAUUCGUAAAGGUCUUCAAGAUGAAGAUUUUGAAUAG